GUGAAACCUCAACACAACUCGAAACUCAUGAGUACGAGUCUGGAGAAGAAACAAUUCCAGAUAGUGAUGAAUGGUUGCCACAACUAACAGUUACAACAGAACCCGCGGUUGUUGAAAUCACUGGUCGACGAAUAGUAAAUAUUAGUCACUUACUAAAACAACUAACAGAGCUGGCAAAACAUGGCAAUGUUUGCACUCAGGGACAAUACAAGAUUACUUCAGAAAGGAGGGUUGGCGUGAUGAGUUACUUAUAUUACGAGUGUAUAAUGUGUGAGAAAACUGUGACUGUAACAACAGAAGAAGAUACGAGAAAAGAAGAAGUCAACGACGCUUUCGUGUGGGGUGCAUUGUCAGUUGGAAUUGGCCAUUAUCAAAGUCAAGAGAUGAUGGCCAUCUUGGACGUUCCCAUCAUGGAUAAGCGAAAAUGGCAAAGACAUGAAAUUCGUAUUGAAGAGGUCUGGGAAGAAAAACUGGAGACAUACAUGCAAAAAAAAUGGAACAGUAGAGAGAAAGAAGGCCUUGGAAAGAGGCCACGUAGACAACGAUGGCGUUCCGUACAUCUCUGUUUAUGUAGACGGUGCAUGGUGUAAGCGAACAUACGGACAUGCUUUCAACGCAGCAUCAGGGGUUGCAUGCAUAAUCGGAGUUGAAACCAAUGGAUUGCUAUUCAUUGGAAUAAAAAAUAAAUAUUGCUACGUAUGUAAUCAGACUAAACCAGGAGAAGAAAGUAAACAACAUUUGUGUUAUAAGAACUUCUCUGGUGCUUCUACUGCGAUGGAACAGGAAAUUUUAGUGCAAGGAUUUUGUGAGAGUGAAAAUAUGCAUGGGUUACGAUAUAAAUUCAUAGUAGGAGAUGGUGAUUCAAGUACCUACGUAAAAAUUCAACAAAACGUAAGCUACGGGAGGCAUGUUGUGAAAAUGGAAUGUGCAAAUCACGCUGUAAAAAACUACACAGGAAAACUGCAUAAAAUUGCAAAGGAUACAGUUCAUCCUAUAUCGGGACGAAAGUGUCUGUCUCAAUUAAUUCCACGCCUUACACGAGCAGCGAGAUCAGCAAUUUCAAGUGCUGGUCGCAGCAACAGCAACAGUGAAAUACUUCGUGCAGAUCUCAGAAAUGGACCUCACCACGUGUUUGGGGACCACAGUAACUGUCGCGAUACUUACUGUAGCCGUAAGGAUUACAAUGAGGAAGAUAAAGUGGCCUUGCUAUUGCCAACUACUUUAUGGCCGGCUCUUCAGAUGGCACUAGAUCCAUUGGUACAAAAAGCUGAUAGAUUAGUUGGAAACUACACCACAAAUCAAGCAGAACGCUUCAUGAGCCUUGUAUCAAAGUUCUCUGGUGGUAAACGUACAGACGUAGGCAAGAAGGGACGUUACAAACGGUGUUGCUUGGCGUCAGGCUUGUCUCACGUUAAAGGGCCACAUUGGCAUGCUUCACCACUAAAAAAAAUGUUUGGUCGAAGCCCAGGAGCUAUAUAUAAAAAAGUGUUCAAUACACGAGCUAGAGCUUCAGAAAGGGGCAUAAAGAGAAAAUCAGCACCUGAAGCCAUGUUCCGGGUCGUGCAUGUCACGAGGCGAGGGUGUGAACCGUCAGCGGCGCCCGCGGGGAGGAACAGGGGCGCGCCGGCAGGGGCGAUGGUGCUGCUACCUCGUGCCAGCCACCGCGGCGGCUUGCGGCAUGGCGUGUCGGGGUCUCGCUCCGACCCCGCCCGUGGUCCCUCCGGGGGCCACCGUCGUCUCCGCCAGGCAGGGCUAUUGUUAGACUUGCCCCAGCGCCCCGACGGCAGGGGGUUGCAGGACGUGCCGCAAUUACGGCACCGACUCCCCUUCUCUCUCCCUCUCUCCCUCUCCGGCCACGGGGGCGAAGUUAAUUCUCACUUGCCUCGGGGAGAGACGGCGAAGAAGGAGGAGAAGAAGAAGAAGACGGGUCGUGGAGUCCUCGCGGAGAAGGAAGAAGCAUGGAAGGGCCAGAGGAACGACAGAGGAAACGAGGGUUGCGGCUCGAUAAGGGCCCCCGGAGGCGAGCUGCAGCCUACGCACAGCCUGGCCGCGCCCAAGGAGAGGCCGCCGACCAGCACAGAGGCCAGCGUGGCUCAAGUCAACUACAACCACGGAGACCCGAUGCAGAUGGACGACGACAAAGCAAACGAACGAAACGCCCUGAGCUGA
Bacillus rossius redtenbacheri is the source of this 2169-nucleotide messenger RNA. RefSeq lists its product as uncharacterized. The transcript is spliced from 8 exons. The record is from RefSeq and is a predicted model, not a curated record. Bases 436 to 2169 code for a protein of 577 amino acids. Lineage: Eukaryota; Metazoa; Arthropoda; Insecta; Phasmatodea; Bacillidae.